Corapipo altera (White-ruffed manakin) is the source of this 8239-nucleotide messenger RNA. Its product is annotated as C-C motif chemokine 14-like. The record is from RefSeq and is a predicted model, not a curated record. The transcript has 3 exons. Bases 7242 to 7727 code for a protein of 161 amino acids. Gene Ontology annotation, molecular function: chemokine activity; CCR chemokine receptor binding. Gene Ontology annotation, cellular component: extracellular region. Gene Ontology annotation, biological process: inflammatory response; cellular response to type II interferon; lymphocyte chemotaxis. Lineage: Eukaryota; Metazoa; Chordata; Aves; Passeriformes; Pipridae.
ACUGGAUGAGCUUUAAGGUUCCUUCCAAGCCAAACCAUUCCAUGAUUCUGUGAUUCUCUCAGCCUGGUGAAUUGCUGGACUCUGGCUGGCUCCUGUUGUUUUUGACCAGGAAUCCCAUCCCACUCCAGAGGUGAAUUUCCCACUUGGAACAUUUCUGCAAAAUUGGGACAAAUCAGUAUUUCUGUGAAGAGACCAAAAGCCCUGAGUCUGCUCCCAAAUGAGUCCCCAGAGAUGGUGAAGGGGCUGUGCUGGGGUGGUGCCAGCUGGGUUCCUGCAUCCUUAAAAAUGUGCCUUUGCUCCAGGUGGGGAGGAGCUGUGGAAAACCCUGCCAGGGAGAUGGGGCAAUCUGGGAGCAGCUGUUUGGAAUGUGAGCUGUCAGGAGCUCUUGUGCAAGCAAUUAUCCCAACAGAACUCUUUUCUUGUGGCUUAUUUUUUCAGCUGAAAUCGUUACCACACCAGGACCCUCCUGGCGCUGCCCAGCGGGGUGUGGGAUGGGCUGUGUGCAUCCCGGACCUUCCCGCUCCCCGUGUCUGGGAUAUCGGAUCCCAGCUGCUGGGAAAUGGCCUGCAUGGAGCAGGGAGGCCGUUUCUCCCACCCCAGACUGUCUGGACUCCCUGUCUGCCCUCUCCCUAAUGCACUGUCUGGAAAGCUGCCUCCUUCCUUGGGGCUGCUCCCAGGGGAGGCUUGAUGGGCUUAAUUCAGCUACUAUUGCAGCAAGGUGAUUAAUAAUUGAAGAAAUGAAGUCAUUGCUGAGUAGAGAUGGAGGAAAGGAGGGCAUUGGACAAAGGACAGUGAGGGCUUUGUGCUCUGGACCUCUCCCACCCUCUGCCCAGCACGGAGCAUCCUGCCCCUGAACCCCACAGCGAGGGACCACGAGGCUUAGACCUGUCUUAGCUGCCCCUUCUUGCUGAAGAGCAGAGUCACAUUCUCCUCUUCCCUGUCCAGGGCUCAGAGCCCACUUUGGGACCUGGGCAGGAGCAGAGGAGGGCAGCUGGGUGUUUCUCCCAGCUGCUCCUGCCUCCUCCAGGAAGGGGCUGGAACAGGAUGGAGCCGGGAUCCAGCCCAUGGGCUGCAGGUCAGACCCCCCUGGGCUGGCCUAGCCCAUGCAGUGUCUCUGCUGGAAUGUGCUGUGGGGCUCUGCAGGGGUUUGGGGGUUUUCCAGUGGGAGAGGGUGCCUUGUUUCCAGGCACUGAGAGAGGGGGAGGCACGGAGCUGUUUCUGUGGGGGUCUGUUCCUCUGCCUCAGGUUCCACCGGGAGAUGAUGGGGAAGGACUGGAAGUGAGCAGGGUGGAGGUGGGCUCUGCUCUUCUCCCCCACUAGCAGGUCCUUUUUGGAAGCCGUGGCUGGGGUUCACCUGCUCUGGUGCUCUGUCCUCGCUCCUGCCCUGGAGGCUGAACUGGAGGGUGAUGGCAGAGCCCCUCAUGGGGGUGUCUGGCCUGUGUGGGGACAUUGUCUUCCCCAGUGCCACCCACUGUCACAUUCCUGGGGCAGGAGGGUCUGGCUUGGGCUUGGGAACAUGGUCACCUUCCUUGCUUCCAGUAGCUCCCUGGAUUGUCUCACCUGAGUAUCCUGUGCAGGAUGGAGACCAUGGAGAGGACACUGGGCAGCCCAGUGCUCUGCAGAGUGUGACACCCCUCAGGUGCUGCCUCAGGCUGGGCAGGGAGCAUCCUUCAUGCCCUGAGGCUCCUGUGCACAGCUCCUGCUCCACCAGGACAGCCUCGGAAAGAACCUGCAGCCAAAAGGAAGGAGAAGUGGCAGGAGAGGGGCCAGAAGGGACUGCAGUGGCUUUGGGCCCUGCCCAGGGCUCAGGGAUGCUCUUUUCCCAAGGACUCAGAGCUAAAGGCUCCUUUUCCAACCUCCUCCCCAGCCAGAGCUGGGAGAGUCCCAGGGUGCUGCUGGGCCUGGCCUGGGCUCAGGGAGAGCACAGACUCCCCUUGUUCCAGCAGGAAAACAGAGGCACAGAGAGUUCCACAGUCCUCCCUCUGUUAUCCUGCUGGCUGUGCCAGGGCACAGGGCUUUGAGCUAAGAUCCUGCUCCUUUCCCCCUCCAGAGGUGGGGAAAAAUGGAUCCCCUUCAAAUAUGGAUCCCAAAUCCCUUCAGCAGCCCCUUUGGACACCCCAAGGCACAAUGUCCUGAUCCCACCCCAGCAGACACCCCGUCCCUAUGGGGGCACAUCUGGAAAGCCCCUCAGGGAGGGCAGUGGCCGUGACAAACCUUCCACAAACCCAAUCCUGAGCCCCAAACACAGCCCUGCCCUGGUGAUGGGGUGAUUUGCUCAGACCCUGGGAUAAAAACACCUUCUGAGCCCAAGUGCCCACCUGGAGGGCAGGUUGGUGGCAGGGUGGUGGUCCAGACCUGGCAGGAGGGUCCCUGAGGAGCAAGGAGUGUGCCAGGAGGAGGAGAUGUGUGUGUGUGGGUGUUCAUCUUUGGUCCCAGUUUUUGAAUGUUUUGGGCAAACCAGAUGCUGCUGCUGAGUUUUUGGCUGCUCGUGCUCCCAAAGAACCCCUGGGCUGCUCCAUGGGGCAGGGACAGUCCUGGAGCAGAACCUGGGAGAGCACUGGGGGCAGAGCAACCUGGGAUGGGAGAGGGUCUUGGAGAGGAGUGCUGUCCAUGGGGCCCUCACCUCUGUCCUGCUGAGGUCUCCUGCUUGCCCAGGAGAGUUGUAACCCCAAAACAUCACCUGAUGUGUUUUCUGCACUGCAGCCUCAACAGCUGCCUCUGCUUAUCCAGGAAUUCAAAAGCAAAGCUGAGCAGGUUUCCAUGUGGAUCUGUAGGAGAAGACUUGAACCCCACAGGGACCUUGGGCUGUGGGGGUGGCUGCAGGUGAGAAUCCAGCUUGGGAGCAGGACCUGGAGGUGGGAAGUGCUUGCCAUCUGCUGGAGAGCUUCCCCUUGGCACAGGCAGCAGGUCCAGCUGGAGCAUCCCACAGAGCCCAGGUCUCUCCCAAGGCAAACUUGCUUUCACAGAAUCGUUAAAGUUGGAGAAAACCUCUGAGAUCAUCGAGUCCAACCUCUGACCCAUCACCACUUUAGCAACUAGACCAGAGCACUGAGUGCCACCUCCAGGGCAUCCUCUCCCAAUGUCUAUUCACCCUUUCUGUAAGGAAAUUCUUCCCAAUCCUUCCUUUACUUCUCUGUUGUGAGACAGCUUUGGCUGCCAGAGCGGGAUCACUGAGGAAAGGGUUAUUGUGUAGGAUUUGGGGUGUGCAGGGUUGGGUGUGGGAGCCCUGUGCUGCCCCUGGGGCAGCGUGGGGAGUGCAUGGGGCAGGGGCUGUGGGUCUGCAGAGCCAGUCUAUCCCUGUCUUCCCUUUAUGAUACAGGAAACCUUCUCCCUCCCCACAACUCCCCGAAGGAGGCUGUGGUGAGGUGGGGAUCGGGAAAUGGCCUUGAGUUGUGCCAGGGGAGGUUCAGGUUGGAUACUGGGGAAAAUUUCUUCACUGAAGGAGUGGCCAAGCCCUGGUACAGCUGCCCAGGACUGUGGUAGAGUCACCAUCCCUGGAGGGGUUUAAAAGAAAUACAGAUGUAAUGCUCAGGGACAUGGUGGCCUUGGCAGUGCUGGACUCAAUGAUGCUGGAGGUCUCUUCCAACCUUGAUGGUUCUGUGAUUCCAUAAUUUCCAUGAGCCCGCAUCCACCAGUGCUCUCGUGGAACACUGUUUUCUAGAUCCCUGCAAGUCCUGACUUGCAGUCCCCUGUACUUCCAGCUGGUGACAACAGGAGGCAGAGUGUGCAAGGGCAACACUCCCUGUGGCAGCCUCGGGUCCUGCCUCUAUCAAACCCGACACCAAAUGGUUUUAUCUUCAUUCCUCUGAACCUCAUCUGCUGUAGAUAAACCAGUCACGCUGUGCUGUACCUGCCAGGCAAGCCCUGCUCAGCUCCAGGCUCGUGGGUGCUCGGUGCAGAGGGUGUUUUGGGGGAAACAAAGGCAUCAUUUGGCUGGAAUUUGGGACAGGCUGUGUCUUCCUGGGAAGUGCCACCAAAUUUCUGGCAACCUCCUGCUUCUCUUGGUUCCAUAGUGAGGCUUUUUUGGUGCCCCAAAUUGGUUUUGGAAGAUUACAGGAGCUGUAGCAGUGUGUUUGUGCCUCGCUGUGGGCUUAGAAACUGUUGGUAUCUUUGUGCUGACAUUUACCAAAAAUAUUCAUCUGGAGGCAUAUCCUGGCGUAUAAAUUUCAGUCCAGGGAUUUUAAUGGGAUUUCACAAUGGGAUUUCACAAUUUCACAGCCCUGAUGGUCCUGUAGGACCAACUGUCCUGGGUAAUCAGAUGAACAGUCCUAGAGGAUGCAGACUAAGGGUCCAUCUAGACCAGCCUGAAUAUCUCCAGAUGUGGCCACGGCAGGGACCUUGAAGAGAAAGGCCAAUAUCUGUGCUCCCAAUCUGGAAUGCACUCCCAGCCCCCAACCAUUUUCAUUUUCCAAAUUGUCUUUGAGCUUCUCCCUCUGAAAUUCAAGGCCUGACUCAGCCACUUGGAAAUUUCCUUGAGAUCACCAUGUUCCUUGGCAAGGAGCUCCUUGUGCGAAGAGCUUCCUUCUGUUCCUUUUGAACCUGGCUCUUGCCAGCUCCAUUGGAUGGUCCAUGGUUCCUGCUAAGGAGAAACAGGGACUAUUUGCUUUGUCCCUCUUUCUAGGCCCACUCAUCAUCUUGCAGACUUUAAUUCCCACGUGGAAAGUCUCAGUUCUUCUCAAAAGUACAUCUCAUCCAAAUUCUUGCUUGGAGCUGCCCCCCCUGUGAUCUCAUACCUCCCCCAGUCAUUCCAUUUCCAGCUGAUUUGCUCCCAGUUAUACCCAGUUUCCCACAUUAGUGGUUAGAGGUGGUGUGGUGGAGCCUGCUGCCUUCAGGGCUGAGCAGAGGCUUCCUCCUGCAUCCCAAAAGUGUCCUGGUGAGGGAUCCAAAGAUACCACGUGUGAUUUCUAUCAAUAGAUGAAACACACCAUAAGGCAGAGGUUUCACAGCCUCCAUAAAUAGCCACUCUUUAGGAUGUGUGAUGUGGAGGAGGUUUUAGAAAUCAAAAUAUUUAGAGAUUCACAUUAUUUGUCUUGGCAGGAUGGAGCAGCCAAGACUGAAAUACAGAACCUUCGAGGAAGGAACAGAGUUGAGGAAAACAGUGAAUAGGGGGAAUAGCAGAGGUGUCAAAACCUCCAGGAGCUCCUUUUGGGUGAAUGGAAGCAGGAAACCUGGUGUGUCUGAAAGGAGGGAGAAUUCAUUGACAGUGUUGAGGCACAUUUAUAGUCCUGAUAGAAAAUACUGAUUUUUUCCAAACAAAUCUUGACAUUUUGAUCAAACCUGUAGCUGAAUGUUGCAAGAACAUCCAGAACACUCAGCUAAAAGCAGCUCUGAGCUGGGCUGUGUUGGUGUGAGCCAUCAGCGAGGAGGCUCCAGCUCAUUCCCCAGCCUGUUCUCCUCCUCUCAGUUUUAUUCUAGUCCCUGUGUGGAGAUGUGUCAGAGGAGUGGAAGGUUGGUCUGAACAGGGGACGUGUUGGGUCUGAGUGUGCUGGUAGGAGCAGGGGGUGGGAGGGGUGGAUGUUGGUGGCCCCUGGGUUGGCAGGUCAUCAUGAUCCUCUCCUCAUCUCAGCCCGAUCUCAACCUCACCUCUCUGAGUGUUUCCCAGUCUCCCAGUCAGUCAGAUCUGUGUCCAAGCCUUUUUCUAGCACCUCCAGCCUCAACCUGCCCCCUGUACCCUCAGGCAGGGCUGUCAGCCGAGGUGUGUGACCUUUUUGUCACCUCCCCUGUCUCCUGUGCAUGGCCAGCCCUGUGGACAGGGGACCAGGAGUUUCAUCCACACUUUCCCCAGCACCCCUGAGCAGCGAUGGGGGAAAGAGGAUGCCAAGAGCUCCCAAAGCAGGGGAAGUGUGGGAGCAGGGUGAGGGGAACCCUCAUGGCUGGGCUGGAGUUGUGGCAUGGCUGGAUUGGGAAUGGGGAUGAUUGGGAGCUACUGUGCCUCUGCUGGAGGUGUGGCAUGGCCAAAGUGGGAAUGGGGAUGGAUGGGAGCUUAAUUUCCCUUUGAGUUCCUCCUCUGGGUUCCUGCAAGGCCUCCACUUUGGGCAGGGGCUUCUAUUUUGUGAUCAUCCUCAACAGAGAGACAGGACCCCUUUUGUCACUGGACCAUCAGGAAUGGCAACCUGCUCUUGUGGCUUUCCCAUCGUGCUGUGGUUGUCCAGCACCUGGACAUGUUCAUUAGCACCAUGGAGACCUCACUCCUCCUCCACUCUCCUGAGGCUUUUCCUGGGAGCCAGCAGAGCCCUCUGGUAGGGAUGGAGCAUUUCCAGCAGGAGUUUUUCUGCCAGUGCAGGGACACCAUUCCUGACCCAAACAACAUGGGCUAAACCAGCCAGUCUCUUCUCUGUGUGUCUGUGACUGGUGGGACAAUGACAGAGCAGUGUCAGGAGGGUGUCGGUGCUGGAACCAAAUGAUCAUCUGAGCCAACUCUGCUGUGCUGAUGUGCUCAUGAGCUCCUGACCCUCUCUGUGAGCAUCAGUGGCUGAUUCCCGUGUCCAGGGAGAACUAAGCACUAUUUUAGCUGUCACUGGUGAUGUAGCAACAGAACCAGUUCCCUAAGGACCAGCUGCAAGGGAUGGCCAAGGGCAGAAGAGGAGCCCAGAUCUGGGAUGGCACCACGCUCCAUCUUCUGCUCUGCACGUUUAUGCACCGAUGGCCUUCAGGGCCCCAUGGAGGAAGCCCCUGUUGCCUCAGGGCAGUGCUGCAAGUGGGACCCAGCAGGGCUGUUGUGGGCACUGCCUGGUCAGCCUGGCUCAGGAACGUUCCCUGCUCCAGUUGCUGUGGCAGGGGUGGAAUGUCCCGUUUGCCCGUGACGCAGAUGUUCUGGGAAACACGAGUGUGUGGCAACCACGGCCGCUCUCCGUCCACUGCCGCGACUUCCAGAGAAGAAAUCCACCUACUGAUUCUCUGAAUCGCUAAUUCUGGGUUCUCUAGAGAGUCCUUUGGUCAGGGGAAAGGAAGCGAUAGGUCACAUCCUGUUCUCUCUCCUUUCAUGGUAUCAUACCAUUGAUGGGCACUGCUCUCACUGGAGCUCUGGAUGGUUCCUCCCCAGGCCCAUGUGGUGUCCCUGACACAGCACUUCUCCCAUUGUGUCAUGGCUUUCACCAGUGUUUCCAUCACAUUUCCAUUUUUGGUCACUGUCUCCCUCUUAUAAAGAGGGCUGUACCCAGGGAUCCCACACCAGGCACAGCCAGGGGCACCUUGCACCAGUCCAGCCUGACUCCUACAGCUCAUCUCCACCCAACAGGACCAUGAAGACCUUCACAGCAGCCCUUGCUGUACUUUUUGUGGCUGUCCUCUGCUACCAGGUCUCCUCUUCUCCAAGUGAGUCCAAGCUCUCCUCUCCAAGGAGCUCUCUCCUCUUUCUUUCUGCUGUACAAGGUCUAGUAAUGCUUGGCAGCUCUCCCUUCUCAGCACCUGCUGUGGGAAAGGAGAGACAUGCCUUGCCUUGGCUCCUUGAGCGGAGGGUGGCUGUGGUGGGAGCCCACUGUGGGAGCAGCACUUCCUCCAGUGGGCAUCUUCUUUCUCUCAACCAUUUUGGUCCCUGCUGCACUGAGUUCAUCACCAGACCGUUGCCCUUGAGACUUGUGAAGAGCUAUGAGCACACAGGCAGCCACUGCUCCCAGCCAGCUGUGAUAUUCACCACCCUCAAGGACAAGCUGGUCUGUGCCAACCCUGAUGAGAAGUGGGUCCAGGACAUGGUGACUCAACUAAAGCACAAGGAAGGCAGUGGAUGAGCAAAGCCCUGCUCCCUCCAAGCAUUACCUCAGCAAGGACCUGCUCUCAUGGGCACCUCGAGACAAAUCCCUGCUUUCUCAUUGCCUGGGAGUUUGGCAGAGUAUUUAACACAGUGCUUAGCUCUUUUAUUUAAGUUUCUGCAAAGGCAAUCUUAAUUUAUUUGACGUUUUCAGUGAAACUUUUCAUUCUCGUUUGUACUGAUGGUGUUGAAGUUAUUUUUGCAUAAUAAAAAGAAGCAAAACCUGCAGCUUCUCCCACUGGUUCUUGGGAUGCUCCACGGAGACUGCGGAGGGCAGCAGUGACUGGGUCCAGGCUGUCACUCGGGGUCUGUGGGUGGUGGGGUGGCACUUGGCUGUCCCUCAGCCCCUCUGUGCAUCCUGCCUGUCCCUCCUGCCUCCUGCCAGGCUGUGCCUGAGCCCCGUCCUGGCCCAUACCCAAGCUCCCGCUUUCUGUGGUGAGUGGGUGUCCUGGAGGAUGUUUUGGUGUGAUGAGGUGAGGGGGUCACUGACCC